AUGUCAGCCAGCAUCAGGAACUCAGUCAUUCUGACACACUGGGGCCUGACGGACAAUGAAGUGCGCUGCGACCUGAGCACUGAUAUCCGCAUGUACGGCUGCUGGGGGCGCAAUGCCAGGCUGUGGAAGGACAACCACCUGCCCUGCUUUGUGCCGGGCAAAGAUACAGUGGUGGCUAGCACAGCGGGUGACUAUGACAACUCUGUCGCUCCGUUCGGCUAUCAGGUAUCCCUGCUGGUUUGCAUACUAAUAUAUACGCUCUUCCUGCCAAGAGGCAAGGUGACAUGGGACAAGCAGUACACGCUGUUCUUUGCUGGCGGCGUCAGAUAUGACGAUGUGUCAUACAGCCAUGGGGUGAGGCAGACCCUCAUGAUGCUCUUCAGCCAGCACCCAGGCUUCAAGUUGAUUGACACUGGAGAGCGAGGAGGGUACACGCAGUACAUGGCUGACUUUGGCCGCUCCACCUUCUGCCUGGCAGCCACUGGUGCUGGGUGGGGUGUGCGCCUGAAACUAGCGCUCAUGCACGGCUGCAUCCCAGUCAUCAUCGCAGAUAAUGUUCAGAUGCCAUUUGAGGAUGUACUGCCGUACCAAGACUUUGCUGUCCAUGUACGCGAGCAUGCCUUGUACAGACUGCCUGAGGUUCUGGAUGCCAUCUUGAGCACGGAGGGCCUGGUAAAGCGCAUGCAGAUCAAUGUGAGCUGCAUUUGGCGGUACUUCACAUGGAGGGACCCUCAAGCAAGGGCAAUUGACGCCCUCAUCUGUUCACUGCGUCGGAAAAUGACAGGGGGCAGGCUCAUACCGGUCAUGGACUGGUCGACAUGCAAUCUGCAUUGCGAUGAGUAA
Molecule: messenger RNA, 843 nt
Organism: Coccomyxa subellipsoidea C-169
Lineage: Eukaryota; Viridiplantae; Chlorophyta; Trebouxiophyceae; Coccomyxaceae
Exons: 6
Coding region: 1-843 (280 amino acids)
Molecular function (GO): glycosyltransferase activity
Source: RefSeq, a predicted model, not a curated record